Melampsora larici-populina 98AG31 is the source of this 1590-nucleotide messenger RNA. RefSeq lists its product as uncharacterized. The coding region runs from base 1 to 1590 and encodes 529 amino acids. The transcript is spliced from 7 exons. Lineage: Eukaryota; Fungi; Basidiomycota; Pucciniomycetes; Pucciniales; Melampsoraceae. The record is from RefSeq and is a predicted model, not a curated record.
AUGCCGCCUGUCAGGUCGAAAGCUAAGGAAAGCAACAGCACAGCUCGAAAGUCUUCGCCACAUCCUUACUCCAGUGGUAUGUACCUCGAGUCGAAUGUAUAUUGUUUUCUGCUUGAUUCUGACCGAAGGGCCUGCAUCGAAGCCAAAGGCAAGGCCAAAGCCAAAGCCAAGCCCCGAAAUCCGCAUCUAGACGACGAGUUUCAACCUAACAAGGCCGGUCAUCUGUAUGAUGACACCUGCGUGCUAAGUGGUGUAGUCAAUCAAUACCUCCGCCAGAUGAUUCAAAACGCUGAAAUGGUGGUCACUGAUUACGACCUAGCCGUAGCGUUUUUCCUAGAGGAAACAGGCCAUUUGAAACUUGGCAACAUACCGAACCGCCAGCACGAUCUUCAAACUUGCGCUUUACAUAUCAAACACACCAUCGAAGUUCACCUUGCGGACCCGGCCUCUGAGCCUCCUUUUGGCCUCAGGUAUCCCAAUAUUCAUGCGCUCCAUCAACUCACCAAGGAACGAUCGAAGUCUCCCCGUGCUCUACGUUCCAAUAAGGCAGUUAUAGUUGUUGACUCAGCUGGUCGGUUGCUCCUCAUAAAUCUACCUCCCAAAUCAAUGAAGAAGAAAGGCGAUGAUCACAAGAAAAAAUAUGGGUGUUCUGAGGCACCAUCGGAGGUGGAAGAAGGUAUGACAAUUGAAAUAGGCCCCAAAAAGACCAAAGACAUGAGUUCUGAGUUAGGAAAUCUGGAACAAGUAUUGAAGGCUUUCGAAGGAGCGGCUCGCCUGCAUGCGCUUCCCACAUAUGAAGCAUCAAGACACGAAUCGGUCAGCAACAUACCCAGCUACACGGACAUUCAACCUCGGCUUUUGAAAGCCAAAAACUCACCUGUGCCAAUAUUGGGUGCAGUUUAUGGCUCAUUGCCUUAUGAAGCUUUUGGAUACCCCUUGGGAUCGUCACAUGACACCAAAAUGCAACUGGGCCUGGAACGUCAAGGUUACACUCUAGACGAUGUAGGUGAAGGCCCAGCUUCUAGCCGCUAUCUACCUGUAGUAAUGGGCUUGGGUGAAGAAAGUCUUUUAAACUCAUUGAAAAUGCUAGAUUGGCGGAGGAAUCGCACUGGCCUUACGAAGUGUCCAGGGCUCUUAAUGCGGCUGUGCAGCCCAAGACCUAUGAGGUUGCUGAACACGCUGUCAGCUUCAUUCAAAAAAACUCGAGUGCUAUGCUUUCUGAUAGAAUCAAGGGUUUACACAAUAAAAUCGUACAAGCGCCAAAUCAAUUACAAUAUGCAGGUUGCACCCCACCAAGACGGCAAGAAUUCAGAUCUUUUAGACUCGGUCUUCAUCUACGGCAAAGGAUACACUGGGGGCCGCAUGGUAUUUGGAAGCCUUGGGGUCAGUGUGUGUGGUGAUCCUGGCUAUUCCACUCAUGGUCGUUUCAAAUUUCUCGAUCAUGCUGUCAGCCCGAUUCUUGCACUCUCAGGGUCAACUCCACCCCUUCGCAUAUCUCUUGCACUUUACUCACAUGCUGAUGUGUAUUCAGGGGCAGCUAGGCAACCCCAAAAUGUGGCUACCGUUUCCGCCAGCAGAUUUUUCAAUUGA